Messenger RNA from Populus euphratica (Euphrates poplar), 1305 nucleotides. RefSeq names its product transcription factor bHLH25-like. The coding region runs from base 116 to 1075 and encodes 319 amino acids. Lineage: Eukaryota; Viridiplantae; Streptophyta; Magnoliopsida; Malpighiales; Salicaceae. The record is from RefSeq and is a predicted model, not a curated record. The transcript is spliced from 5 exons. Gene Ontology annotation, molecular function: protein dimerization activity.
UCCCUGUUAUAAAACUGACUGGAUUUUUUUCCUCCAUCUGGCCUGUUUGGAAAGGGAAAAGCCUCUUCAGGGUUCUUGCUGUCAAUCUUUAAGGAAACAGUACCAAAGUUGCUUAAUGGAAACCUCACCAGCAGCAUGGUUAUCUGAUGAAAUGGGAAUGGAGGAAUAUUCAGCUUUUGGCCAUGUUCGAUACGAUACGAACCCUCUAGAUUACUCUAUUGAUGAGUUCAAUUUUCAGACUUUUCCUUCAAAGUGUUUUUCAAUGAAUGACCAAACUUUCAAUCAUCAAGCCCCGCAAAACUUUACCUGUGCAUCCUCUAUUUCCUCUCAAGUCAGCAUUGAUCAGAGGCCAGCAAAACAGCCAAAAAAUUCUCAACAGGCUCCUCCUUCUUCCUCGUCUCACGUUAUAUCUUUUGAUAAUUCUAGCCCUCCCCCAGCAUCUUCUCUGCAGUACUUUGGAAGUACAAAUUACGAAGAUGGUGCGACAUAUUUUAGGAAAGCCGGUACCAAAAAGAUUGCCACAACGAGCAAGUCUCCUUCACAUGCAAUAGAGGAACGAAAUCGCCGGGAAAAGCUCAGCCAGAGAUUCAUAGCACUUUCAGCUGUUGUUCCCGGCCUAAAGAAGAUGGACAAGGCAUCUGUUCUUGGAGACGCAAUUAAGUACCUGAAAUAUCUUCAAGAACGUGUGAAGACACUCGAGGAACAAGCUGCCAAGAAAACCAUGGAAUCAGCUGUUUUUGUCAAGAAGUCUAUGGUUUGUAUUGCUGAUGAUUCUUCAUCUUCAACCGAUGAAAACCCUGCAGGUGGCUGCCGCGACUACCCACUUCCUGAAAUCGAAAUAACAGUUUCAGAUGAGGAUGUCCUCAUCAGGAUCCUUUGUGAGAAUCAGAAAGGAUGCCUAACGAAAAUACUGACCGAAAUGGAAAAGCUUCACCUGAAAGUGAUCAACAGCGUAGUCAUGCCCUUCGGAAACUACACCCUUGAUGUAACUAUUGUUGCUCAGAUGGACGUUGAUUUCUCCAUGACAUUGAAGGAUCUUGUGAAAAAUCUACGACGGGCUCUCCUGCAGGGCUGAUCAUGUGCCAUGCUGGUAUAUUUUAUUCUUCAUUUCUCAAGAUCUCCUCGGGGAAAUAAUGGCCACCUUCAAGACCAAAAUCACACCAUGUGGUUGUCGUUGGGACCGAGGAAUCCAUUUUUUGCCGUGGGUUUCAAUAUUUUUCUUUUCGUGGUUGACCACGUUUAAUUACCCACAUGCUAAAUAUGGAACCUGCUACUACAUAGAUAUAUAGUCCUUCCUUUUUUGAA